AUAUUGAUGCUGAAACCCCUCGCCAUUGACGAGCUGCUAGGCGUGAACAAUCUUUCGGGCACGAAAGGCAAUCGCCCAGUGCACGGCCAAUCGAACACAAAGGAGAUGAAACAGGCCAGAAAAUGCUAUUCUCCUCCAUUCAGUCCUAUCAAUCAGAGUUUUAAACCAGUCCGAGACAGCGAGCUGAAGAAAGGAGACCAGAGAGAGAGAAAAAGAAAGAAAGAAAGAAAGAAAGAGUCCAGCGGUAGUGCAAGAGAGACCCCCACCUACUCCAACCCCAAACACCGCCGCUACUUCUCCAACUCUUCUCUUUUCCUCCCUUGACUCCGCAUAUUGUUUUUAUUUAUUUGUUUUUGCAAUAUAACCAUGCUGCACGCAAUCACGCCUCUUAAGUCGGUUGCACGGUUUAUUGCUAAACAGAACCAGAUUUGUUUUCGCUCGCUUUUCCUUCGCGCUGCUGACUGGCAGAUGUGCUUGUAAUUGGAGAGUUUUUUUUUUUCGGAGAGGCUGCUGAACUGCUUUAUGUUUUUUAUUCCCCUCUGCUGAUUAAAACUAACUGGACUAAUGGAUCAAGUUUGAGGGGACCACACAGGGUGCCUCGGGUUUCAUAAAAUUUAUAAACAUUUAUUAGCCCAUGUGACUCGCAAACCCAGACCCCCACACUAACGCUAACGCUAAAAAUGUUGCUAUGGAAAUGAAACGGAGAGCAGACUCAGCGGGGACAGCCAAUCUUAACGCGGGGCUCCAAGAAGAAGAAGAAGAAAACUUUCCCUUUUUUCUGUUUUGGGGAGGGGAGCGAGGGGGUGGCUACCAAACGAAGCGUGAACCGGAACAGUGUGAAGGACAAAGCUGCAGGUACUUUGGACUACACAGAAAAAAAUAACAGAUCGCUGGGUGGUGAAAAAGUGAGGGAUUCGCAUCCCGUAAACCGAAACAAAUUGGUGUUUUCUACAGCUGGUACCAUCUGAAGCUUUAAACGGUGUGUGCGAGAGAGAGAGAGAGUGAGAUAGAAGGCGAGAGGACGAGAAAGGAUUGUUUUGUCGGUCUCUUUUUUCUUUCUUUGGAUUACGAGGUGUGUUUUCUUGCUGCUUCAUUGCUGGAUACUUUACUCCGGCUCUGCUUCUCGCUAUCAUGACUGCUACCAAGGAGCUAACGGGACUGUGUCGGUAACUCGAAGUUCACGGGAGAUCAGUGGCUGGAUUUCUGUGCUUUUUUAGGCUUACAAUUUGGACAGCAAAAGCAAUCUGCAAUGUUGGUGGUGAAAAAAACUCAGGACGGUUUUAGCUGAAAGUGGCUGGACAAUAUCCACAGGGGAAAGCGGCGCUUCGCCCAGCCCCGCAGCUCAUUGGAGGACCUAUGGAUCUCGUGCAACCGACAACUUGUUGCCGUACCCUACUGCUGCUCGGCUCACUCCUCCUCGUCCUAGAUGGCCACUUCAUAUGCUGGCAAGCUGUUCUCCGGUGCCAGCAAGAAAAAGAAUGCGAGUUAGCUUAUAACCAGUACCUGGCGGCAUGUGAUGCUUACCUGAAAGGAAACAGAAAGCAGUGCCCCAGCCACUGUAUCAGUGCACUGGUCAGACUGAACCAGACCCAAAAUGGGCCGGACUUGGAGAGCUGCGAUUGCGGGCAGGAUCAGCAGUGCCGGAGGGUGAAGCGUACCAUCGAGCCCUGCAUACCCCGCAGGCUGCCCCCCGACGCCGACAGCAUGGGCUGCACCGAAGCCCGGCAGCACUGCGAGGAAGAGCCGGGUUGCCAUUCCACCCUGACGGCCUAUCUCUCCAAUUGCGGUCAGCUGUUCAACGGCAGGAAAUGUACCCUGAAGUGCAAAAGCACCAUCCAGCAAAUGCUCCUCAUCCCGAGCGGGGGGCUGCUCAACCGCUGUGUCUGCGACGGAGUGGAAAGACCCUUCUGCGAAGUUGUAAAAGAGAACAUGAGCAAGCUGUGCGCGAUCGGGGAGCAGAGCCUCUCGACGGUGGAUCCAGAGAGCGAGGACAUGUACGAGGACGAAGAAGAGGAGCCCCGGACGGACAGAGAGGAGGGAGAAACGGACACGGUGACUUCCUACUCGGGCUCGGGACGGACACAACUUUCGCUGUUUGUUUAUGUCGUUUGCAUUUUGGUAUCCGCUCUGAGUGCGAUCGCUCACUGAAGUGAUAGCGGAUUCAAAGUGAUGCUGAAGAUUGUUUCGAUUCUAAUUGUUAGCGCCGCGCACUCUCUGCACACGUGGCAUUUCCUCUACAUUUUUGCGCAACUCCAGAAUUUUGCGGAGCCCAACUAAGUAAAGUGAACUGAAUGCUGUGAUCGAGCCGGGAGAUUUUUUUUAUUGUUUUCCUUGAUUUAAACAGGAGCUUAAAAAGGCAAUCCCUGCUAGUGUUUUUGCACCCCCCGCCCCCGCCGAUCGCCCCUUAAACAUGGCCUGCUCGCGUGAAGCUGGCCCGUUUCUCCGCACUGCUACUUAUUAAGACUUUUGACCAACUCGUGGACGGCCUUAUUUCUGUUUACUCUUCUUUCCAACACUUCAGAGCCAGCCAUUGUGGUGAUCACACUUCAAAUAUUUGUGGUGAACCGCAAAAGAACAGGCAAGGGGUUCUGGGAUCAAGUAGUUAAAUUAACUGAAGUGUUUCAGCCCUCCCUUGCCGCCCCCACACCCCCCUCCGUUUCUGUCUGAAAGGAACGCAAAUCAUUGAUCGCUAGAAACCUUCACGCACCAAGUGAAAGAGAAUGGGGGCUUCAGAACAGUGUGGCAUCUCAGUGCAAAACGGGAAUGUAGGAAACAUGUUAAGAAAUGUGAAAAACAAAAUAUCUGGGAUGAAGGAGACCCAAUGCAGAUCACUGGAGUGCGAGAGGAGCAGCCUGUAUAUACGUUAAAAAAUAUUGGUUUUGGAAUGUAUGCAGUAUGCCUUGUAAUUUACUUUUAUACACUAAAGUGUAUAUAAUAAAUGAAUUAUUUAUAUUUU
Polypterus senegalus (gray bichir) is the source of this 2956-nucleotide messenger RNA. Its product is annotated as growth arrest-specific protein 1. Lineage: Eukaryota; Metazoa; Chordata; Cladistia; Polypteriformes; Polypteridae. The coding region runs from base 1357 to 2148 and encodes 263 amino acids. Gene Ontology annotation, biological process: regulation of cell cycle. The record is from RefSeq and is a predicted model, not a curated record. The transcript has a single exon.